AUGGUGAAUGGGGUCAGUUCGAUUAGUUUAAUUGGGUCAUGUCUCGUGUUGAACUUGACCGGUUUCUUGACAAACCCUCUUAACAACAACAACACUAUCAACAACAACAAUACCAACGGCAACAACAACGGCAACAUGUUGAGCAAUUUCAAAGCCGGCUUCAACGAAUGUUUGCAACAAGUUGAGCAACAUUUGAAAAUGCUGCCAAGUAUCGACAGCCUCAUUAAAACGAAACUGAUCGGCCACCUUGUUGACGUCAUGAAAAAAAUUGACAUCAACUACAACAAAAACAACAACAACAACAUUGCUAACAACAACAACAACAAUGUCAUCAACAACAUCAAUUCAACAAGCAACAUCAGUGCAUCUAACCAAACUCAACUCGAUUCAAACCGUGUAUGUAAUAACAUUAAUGUGUUUAAUAAUGUAGUCAACAAACCUAAUAACUUCAACAACAUCAAUAACAACAACAUCAACAUCAAUAACAACAACAUCAACAACAACAUCUACCAAAGAACAACGUACAUCAAGCAAGAGCCAGUCUAUCCAAGCUAUCAAUUACCCUACCCGCCAUAUUCUUUUGUUACGUCAUCAACUUCCGGCAGGUUGCUGAAUGUUGACGAUUCAAAGUUGGAAUUCUUUGCAACAAAUUUCAAGCAACAACAACAACAAAUCUGUGUAUCAAAUUACAAUGAUUCCUACAUCAACACAAACAACAACAACAGGUCAUGUUGCCACCAAACUAUGUCACCAGCAACAACAACAACAACAUCAACAAAUUCACCGACCUCAGUUCUGAAAGAUUCAACGCACAAAGUGUUGAACACGAAACCAACGAAAAUAAACUCUAACGUUAAAAGUAAACUUCAGCAUAAACAACAACAAAAGAACAACAACAACAAUAAUAAUAAUAAUAACAACAAUAAUAAUAAUAAUAAUAAUAAUAACAAUAAUAAUAAUAAUAAUGAGUUUAAGCCGACAACGGUUACUUCACCAUCACUUACAUUUCCAAUGUCACCAACUUCUUCUUCGUUAUUUCCAACAUCGCCGUCACCAUCAAUCUCAUCAUCACCACCUUCAUCCUCAUUUUCAUCAUCCUCAUCGUCAUCUUUUUCAUCAUUAUCAUCCUCGCCAGCUCAAACGACAUCGGCAUCAUCACUGCCAUCACCAUCAUCAUCAUCUUCCUCUUCAUUUUCUUCCUCCUCCACAUCGUUUUCAUCAUUAUCGUAUUCACCAACUCAAACGACAUCAAAAGCAGCAACAGCAGCAGCUUCAGCAGCGACAACAACGUCAUCAUCACCAGCUCCACUGCCAGACUGCAACGGACCACCACCAGACAACCACCAAUCCAUCUUCGAAAGUCCUGACUCAUCAAUUGAUGGAUCAAUGUGGAGACCUUGGUGA
Helobdella robusta is the source of this 1404-nucleotide messenger RNA. RefSeq lists its product as hypothetical. The transcript has 2 exons. Lineage: Eukaryota; Metazoa; Annelida; Clitellata; Rhynchobdellida; Glossiphoniidae. Gene Ontology annotation, molecular function: DNA binding. The coding region runs from base 1 to 1404 and encodes 467 amino acids. Gene Ontology annotation, biological process: regulation of DNA-templated transcription. The record is from RefSeq and is a predicted model, not a curated record.